Messenger RNA from Symbiodinium necroappetens, 615 nucleotides. Lineage: Eukaryota; Dinophyceae; Suessiales; Symbiodiniaceae. The record is from the annotation of a GenBank genome assembly.
GCUGUCCCUGAUGAUCUCAAUUGCACGCUCUGCGGUGACGUUUUUCAGAAUCCUUCCCAGAUUCCGUGCGGGCACCACUUCUGCAGCAGCUGCAUCCGCGCCCUUCUUGCUCGAGGGACAGGCCGUGCAAACUGUCCCUUGGAUGGCCAGAUCGUGACCCGAUUUGCGGCAUUGCCUUCUGAUGCGCAGCUGCUGCGGCGCCUGGGCCAACUGCGCGUCCGCUGUCCUGUCUGCAGAGAGGAGAUUUGCGUCGAAGAUCUGCAGCUGCACCUUCAGGAUCCAGUCUCCAUGGUUGAGUCGGCGGAGGCCUACCAGUCGAUCCUGCAGCCUUUCUACAUGAGCUGCCCACUGUCGAAUUUUACAGUCGGCGAGUUCAAUGGCACCUCUGCGCUGAUUCGGCUUUACCGGAAAUUGGGGCCCGACCUCCUCAAGCGUUUCGUGCUCGCCACCGAGAGCUUCAUCGUGCUGCCCGAUCCAAAGAUGGGCUUUCAGCCGCAGUCGGAGGAAGACGCCAAUCUCCUUCGACGGGAAGGUGGCUACUUCAAUGCUUGGUGGGUGCACCCAACCUUCCGUCGCGAGGUUUGGUGGCAUGCGGAGGAGGCUGCGGAGGUAGAC